UGUAUCCAAUGGGCAGGGGAAGGCGCUAGCGAAGCUCCGGCAGGUGGAGCGGUCUUGGUUCCAUGCGCUCGGGUUGGGGCUGUGCCGCCCUCCCCGCCUGUGUAUUGGUCCCGAGGGAAACUCCGCAGCGCACCGUCGCUUCUCCUUUGAGAGCCUUGUGCCCGGCAGCUCCACGUCCCUGUCCUAGUAGCGGCUGCUGCUGCCCCGCCCUGCUUCCCCGCAGGCAGAGCACCGAAGCAUAUCUGCCGGGCGCUGGGAUCCCGGCUGGCCAGGGGCACGGCAGCUUCCUAGGCUGGGCAGCGGCUCGCCCGGCUGGUGCGGGGGUACUUGACCUGGGGGCUGGGCUGUGAAGUGUCUCCGUCCUGCGACUCCUCAGCAUCUCACCUUCUGCGUUUCUCUCCAGUGCGCCCCUCGCCCCAUCUCCCGAGGGCACCUCUGCUCUACCGGCCCCAGCGCUCUCCCGUGUCCCCGGGGUGCACGCAGAUUCUCCCCGGACCUCUCUUCUGCCUGUUGUAUGGUCGGGGACUCCAGCCCCAGGCAGCACCAUGGCUUUUGCCAACUUUCGCCGCAUGCUGCGCCUUUCCACUUUCGAGAAGAGGCGAUCCAAGGAGUACGAGCACGUCCGCCGGGACCUGGACCCCAACGAGGUGUGGGAGAUCGUCGGGGAGCUGGGGGACGGUGCCUUCGGCAAAGUGUACAAGGCCAAGAAUAAGGAGACAGGGGCAUUAGCUGCUGCAAAAGUCAUUGAGGCGAAGAGUGAUGAGGAACUGGAGGAUUAUAUGGUGGAGAUUGAAAUCUUGGCGACCUGUGAUCACCCAUACAUUGUCAAGCUCCUGGGAGCAUUUUAUCAUGACAGCAAACUGUGGAUCAUGAUUGAGUUUUGCCCUGGUGGGGCAGUGGAUGCUGUCAUGCUAGAGUUGGAUCGAGGCCUGACGGAACCCCAGAUUCAAGUGAUUUGCCGCCAGAUGUUAGAGGCUCUUGUCUACCUCCACAGUAAAAAGAUCAUCCACCGUGACUUAAAGGCAGGCAAUGUACUACUGACCCAAGAUGGAGAUAUCAAACUUGCUGACUUUGGAGUGUCUGCCAAAAACAUUAAAACUUUGCAGAGACGAGAUUCCUUCAUCGGGACCCCUUACUGGAUGGCCCCUGAGGUGGUAAUGUGUGAAACCAUGAAGGACACUCCCUAUGACUACAAGGCUGACAUCUGGUCCCUGGGUAUAACGCUGAUAGAAAUGGCCCAGAUAGAGCCCCCUCACCAUGAACUCAACCCCAUGCGAGUCCUGCUGAAGAUUGCCAAGUCUGACCCUCCCACACUCAACUGCCCUUCUAAAUGGUCCCCAGAGUUCAAAGACUUCCUGAAGACAGCACUUGAUAAGAACCCUGAGACUCGGCCAAGUGCAGCACAGCUACUGGAGCAUUCCUUCGUUAACAAGGUCACCAGCAACCGAGCUCUGCGCGAGCUGGUGGCGGAGGCGAAGGCCGAAGUGAUGGAGGAAAUUGAAGACAAUCGGGAGGAAGGAGAAGAGGAUGAAUCAUCGGAACCUCUGUCUCCCUCUGGGACUCACAAGCGAGGCCCCUCUGAGGUGAGUCAGCUGAGUUUUGAGGGAGAGAAACCUCCAGAAUCCCCCCCCCCACCGGAGAUGAAUGGACCCAAAUUGUCUGUGGAGGCGGCCAAGAAGACUGUAGACAGGCAGAGAAACAGACUCUCAGAUGAAGGGAUCAGCAGCGAGAACUCCAUGAAAACCACCAGCAGCUCCGAGUCGUCCGGGACGGAGUAUAGCAGAACACCCCUCAGCAUCCAGGAAAAGCCAGUCACCAACCCCCAGUCAGGACUGUUGGAUGACAAGGUUAAUCCAAUGGAGGAGAGAAGCCGCCAAAGCAAGCACCUGGAGCCAGUGAACAAAGAGCGUAAGAGCAUUGGGAACUGGCCGGAGAGCAGCCACCUGGAAAAUGCGGCUGGGGAAAAGCUUGCCAAUGGGAAUUUGGAUUCUCCUAUUCAGUUUGCCAGCAGUAGGUCCAAGAGGGAUUCGGAUUCUGGCAGCACUUCUGCUUCGGAAAGCAUGGACCUCACCACCUCUCUGUCUGCUGAUCUGUCCCUUAACAGGGAGAGUGGGUCGCUGUCCCUGAAGGAUUCCAGGAUACACAACAAGACACUGAAACGGACCCGGAAGUUUGUGGUAGAUGGAGUGGAAGUGAGUGUCACCACCUCCAAGAUCAUCAGCGAGGAUGAAAAGAAAGAUGAAGAGAUGAGAUUCCUCAGGCGCCAGGAGUUGCGGGAGUUGCGCCUGCUUCAGAAAGAGGAACACCGGAACCAGACCCAACUGAACAACAAACACCACCUGCAGCUGGAACAAAUGCUGAGGCGCUUUGAACAAGAAAUGAUGGCAAAAAAGAAAUUCUUCGACACUGAGCUGGAGAACCUAGAACGUCAACAGAAGCAGCAGAUCGAGAAGAUGGAACAAGAUCACUCAUUACGCCGGCGGGAAGAGGCAAAGCGCAUCCGUGCUGAGCAGGAACGAGACUACAACAAAUUUCAGGAGCAGCUUAAGCAGAAGAAGAAGGAGGUCAAGACCGAAGUUGAGAAGCUUCCCCGGUAUGCGCGCAAGGAGAGCAUGAAGGUGAAGACAGAGGAAUUUGCGCAGAAGAAGCAAGUCUUGGAACGAGAGUUUGUAGUCAAACAGAAAGAGGAUCUGGAGCUGGCCAUGAAUAAUAUUACUGUGCAGAACAGGAAGGAGAUCUGCGACAAGGAGCGUGAGUGCCUGAACAAAAAGCAGCAGCUCAUGAGAGACCGAGAAGCUUCCAUCUGGGAGCUAGAAGAGCACCACCUACAGGAGAAACACCAGCUUAUCAAGCAGCAAUUGAAGGACCAGUAUUUCCUCCAGAGACACGAGCUGGUCCGAAAGCACGACAAGGAGCGAGAGCAAAUGCAACGGUAUAACCAGCGAAUGAUAGAGCAGCUGAGGAUUCGGCAGCAGCAGGAGAAAGCUCGUCUCCCCAAAAUCCAGAGGAGCGAAGGGAAGACCCGCAUGGCCAUGUACAAGAAGAGCCUCCACAUAAACUCCAGCGGGAGCAUGUCAGAACAGAGGGAGAAGAUAAAACAGUUUGCUCAGCAGGAAGAAAAGCGGCAGAAGGCAGAGCGGCAGCAGCAGCAGCAGAAACAUGAGUUCCAGAUGAAGGAAAUGAGUGCCCAGUGUGAGAGCAACGCGAACGAACUGCAGCAACUGCAGAAUGAGAAGUGUCACCUCUUGGUGGAACAUGAGACCCAGAAGCUGAAGGCCCUGGAUGAAAACCACAAUCAGCACCUGAAGGACUGGCAGGAUAUGCUGAGGCCACGGAAGAAGGCUCUGGAGGAUGAGCUGAACCAGAAGAAGUGGGAGCAGGAGGUGUUCUUCAGACUGAGCGAGGAAGCAGAUUGUCAGAUCCCAGCAUCCCUAAACAAACCUGUCAAGUUCGUUCCCUUCAGCUCUGCAGAGUUCUCAUAACGCCUGGAUCCGGGCGGGCCAGCGAGCUAGCUGGCACUCGCUCUACCUUGAUUAUCUGUGGACAAGCAACUCAGGACUGCAGGGACCCGCUCAAUGACACGCCAGCCUCCCUCAGGGCAGUUCCCUUCUGUCUCUCUGCUUUGCCUGAGAGAAAUAUGGCCUCCUCCCACUUCUGUCUGACACUGUGGGAGAUCAGCUUGAUUUCUGAGCAGAGGUGGCAUUUCCUGGGACUGGCUCACUGUGCCAGAAGAGCUGCAGUGACUCUCCCAGCAGGGAUAGCUGGCAGGGCUGUGCCCAUGAUCCUACUCAUGCUGUCUGCUGAACUCUUUACCCUGUGGAUGAGACUGGUGCCCAUGCUAUGUCCAAUCCUAGAUUGGCGCAAUAAAUGCUACGGACAUGAGAAGUAUUAGGGACUCUCAAACACUGUCCAAAGUGGUUGUUUAAACAUCCCUAUUCUUUGUGGCUACCUCCUUCCCCUUUUUGUUGCCAGGGCAGUGGUUGGGUGCAGUUUGUCAGCAUUAGCAUUGUGUGAUGCUACCCUGGCCUCCUGGAUCCGUGAGGCCUACAAGGGUUCAGAUGGUUUUCUUACAAAACGCAAAGCAGAGUUACCUGAGUUUUACUGUGGUCUCCAUCUCCCCUAUUUGCUCGAAAGGGGUUCAGCAGUUUUUCCUCCCAAUUUAAACCCUGGGGGACUAGCUUGGCUCCCCCGCUGAAAUGUCUCUGCGUUUCCUUUGUUUGCCCUGGGAGUUGAUGUUAAAUGGCACAGCUUCCUCUCAGGUUCCUAGUCACUCUGUGUCACUCGCUGAUCCCGCAGGACUGUGUGGGGUAUGGUGUCUAGGAAUCAUACUGCCCUGUGGCACAGGGCAGUAUGAAGCAUCACAGCUAUGCUGCUAGGCCAGCCUAAAACUCUUGCCUCCUAAGAAAAGUUAUGGUUGGAAGGAGGAGCAAGGAGAGGUUCAUGGUUUUAUUCAGUUCUGCAGUUUAACACACCGAAGUGUCAGUAGUGAUCAUGUGCCCUUUGUAUCGGGGGAUUACUGCUUCCAGAAAAUACUUUUAUCAGCCCUCAGAGCUGUGCACAAACUAGAGGUCAGAGAAAGUGCUGUGCAUUUUUGGAGCAUGUAGGCCAGGCCUUUGCAACACAGAUUACUUGCUGCAAAGCUUGGUUUCAAAAGAUUCAAACUGGCAAAGACUUGGCAGUCUGGCUCUUAAAUUGGUGAUGGGGAAGAUGGAAUUGACAGCUCCGGCUGGCUUGUAGCUGUAAAGAGUAACUUCUUCCAGAAGUGGUGCCUAAGCUCCUUAAGCAAAGACCUUGCAAAGACUUGUCACGACUUUAUCUCACAUUCUCUUGGCUUCCUGCCGAGGGUUGGGGUUGUACAAAACUAGAUAGGGCAGUUGUACCUCAAGUUCUGUCUACCUUUUUUCACCCAUGUCCACACGAUGCUGUGAAUCAGUCUCUCACUCUCCAUCCCCAACACACACAAAUUGGCACCACGAUGGUCUACAUGUCUGUUUAAUUGUCACGAAUGCAUUUUGCAGUAGUGCCUGGGUAGGAAUUAAGUUUCCCUUAUCCAAGCCUAGGUACUGCCAAUCCUGAGAAGUCCCAAGGUAUCCAGACUGCGGCCAGUCUCCUUUAUACUGUUCCAAUCAGCAGAGUAGCAAGCGAAUCUUGUGUUUCCGAUACAGCUGUUUUCUGAUUUUGACAAGAGCACAGAGUUGCUGUAGUGUACAAGAUGCCUUGAUAUGUAGCAUUCUCUCCCUUGUGAGACUGUCUGAUCACAAAACAGCAUGUGGUAACAGUUAGCUUUUCCUUCCUUUGGUCUAUGUGCCACAUUGUCAUUUGAAGCUUAGAUUGUAUCUUCCAAUCAUGGGAUCCUUAUUAAAAAUAUUCCACCU
Molecule: messenger RNA, 5375 nt
Organism: Chelonoidis abingdonii (Abingdon island giant tortoise)
Lineage: Eukaryota; Metazoa; Chordata; Testudines; Testudinidae
Gene: STK10
Product: serine/threonine kinase 10
Biological process (GO): protein phosphorylation
Molecular function (GO): ATP binding; protein serine/threonine kinase activity
Source: RefSeq, a predicted model, not a curated record